Acipenser ruthenus (sterlet) is the source of this 2035-nucleotide messenger RNA. Its product is annotated as proteinase-activated receptor 4-like. Gene Ontology annotation, biological process: thrombin-activated receptor signaling pathway; positive regulation of Rho protein signal transduction; blood coagulation. Gene Ontology annotation, molecular function: thrombin-activated receptor activity. Gene Ontology annotation, cellular component: membrane. The transcript is spliced from 2 exons. The record is from RefSeq and is a predicted model, not a curated record. Lineage: Eukaryota; Metazoa; Chordata; Actinopteri; Acipenseriformes; Acipenseridae. Bases 67 to 1188 code for a protein of 373 amino acids.
CACACUUCCUGUUUCGCUACAGACAACAUCUGAUUACUACCUGUGGCCUCACAGUGUCACUUGAGAAUGGACUGCCAGCAAUCUAUGAGGAUCUCUGUCAUCGUAGCUGCCCUGCUGUCCUGGACAGGAUCGUCCGCUGAAAAUCCAGAUAGUAAAAAACAAGGCAGAGCAUUUCUUAUUCAAGAAAGUUGCAAGAAUGGUGUGAGCGUCUUUAAUUUGGAUGAAUCCGACGUAUCCCACCUGACAAGUAGGGUCACUACGUUGGUGAUCCCCAUCCUGUACACGGCUGUGUUUGUCAUCGGGCUGCCUGCAAACAUGGCAGCUCUCUGGGUCUUGUUAACCAAGAUGAAAAGGGCCCCCUCUACCAUCUUACUCACCAACUUGGCUCUUGCUGAUCUUCUGCUGAUCAUAUUCCUGCCCUUCAAAAUCGCCUACCACUUCCUGGGCAACCACUGGAUCUUCGGGGAGCCCCUGUGCCGGACCCUCACUGCGGGCUUCUACGGAAAUAUGUACGGCUCCAUCCUCUGCCUCAUGUUCAUCAGCAUUGACAGAUACAUUGCCCUGGUCCACCCAUUCUCAGCAAAGAGCUUCAGAAGCAAUAAGCUGGCUGUCUCUGCUUGCAUGGUGGUUUGGGUCCUUGGCGUCGGGUCCAUGUCACCCUUCAUCUUCACUCAGCAGUCCUACUCCUUCGAAAACACCAACUUCACCACCUGUCAUGACGCCUUGCCCAAAGGGCUGCAGACAAGCUUGUUCUUCUACUGUUUCCUGCUUCUGUUUGGAUUUGGAUUCCUGCUUCCGUUUUCUAUCGUAUUUUUCUGCUACAUUUCCAUCUUGUGGGCCUUGAGGAGGAGCCUGGAGCGUUGCAUCCGCACAAUAAAGAUCACGGCCCUGGCGCUCGUGGUUUUCAUCGUGUGUUUCUUUCCCAGCAAUGUCACCUUGCUUCUCCAUUACUCUGAAUCUCACCUGGAGAAGGCCAGUGCCUUGUACUUCCCCUACCUCAUCAGCCUGGCUCUCAGCACCUUCAACUGCUGCAUCGACCCCUUCAUUUAUUACUAUGUGUCAGACGAUUUCAGAGCCAAAGUGAGAGAGGCAGCUGGAUGGGUCAGCCAACACAGUGGGACCCAGAGUUCCCAAAGGACAGGGGAUGUGUGCAUAACAAACAGGAGCAAGUCUGGAGAAGCCAUAUGAGAAGCACACCCGUGUAAAGAUGGGUAUGGAUUCAAUCCUUUUAGAGGGACAACAUGUGUGUUCGGUCUAACAUUACUUCCCCUUUAUAAUGUGAAAUCUCUUUACUGGUAGCCAAAUAUUAAAACAAGUUUUCAGUAGAGCAUGUCCUUCCUUUAAGGGGAUACUGAUUCUUAAAGAGUAAUACGGGAGAUUUUGCAUCUUAAAAAGAUGAAAGUUUGUGAAACUUGUACUGUAUAUACAUUUAUUUGUUCUGUAAAUGAAAUUUCAGAAAAUCCUAUUUCUUUAUGUAAGUCCUCAGAUCUGAUAGAUGUUUAGGGCUCCAACACAAGCUGACUGUAUUCUUUAUGAUGCGAGUGUGCUCUCAUCAUAUAUGCAGUGCUCACCCUUUAUAACGCUAUAGUGGGGAGCCAUAGUUACAAGACCGUGCUAUUUGUGUUCCACCUUAUAACAAAUAUAAAAACUAUAACGAGGUGCGUUAUAACGGGUGAGCACUAAUAUAUAUAUAUAUAUAUAUAUAUAUAUAUAUAUAUAUAUACACACACACACACACACACACACUGUAUUGCUUUCUCAAAAUCACAACCUAAGAUGUUAUUGAAUUAUGAUUAAUAUAACAUAAUAUUGCAUGUUAUUGUGUACUGCAUGGCAAAGUGUAAUCAAUCAUAGAGCAUAGGUAAGCAUUGUAAAGCCCAGAGAGGUUUGGUGAAGCAUUUAUUAUUAAUAAUAAUAAUAAUAAUAAAACACAGCUAAUAUAGCUUUAAAUAUUACGUUUUUAAUCAAUCCUAUGCUUUACCUGCUGUAAUUCUAUACCUUGCAUUUCCAUAAACUCUUUUUUUAUAUACCUGUA